UUUCACAAUCAUGCGGACCAGUAUCGCGGCGGCGCUGCUGCUGUCCCAUAUGCGGCCCUCUGCCUGGUGGCCGCCCGUCGCUGCGGCUGCGGCUUUCGGCUGGGGCCCGCAGAGGACCCUGGCGGCCGCCACUCGGCCCCCUCUCCUGCAGGCCGCCGCCGACAAGUCGGCGUGCAAGCUCCCGGCCCCGCCCGACGUUUACCUGGGCGCGGGCUUCGGCACCGCCUACGGGCAAUGCGCGUCCAGCACAGGCCCGCUGCGCGCCUUUAUGAUUUUCGUCGACUUCCCCGACGCCGGCGCGACCGAGGCCUCGCCCGCCGAGCUGCGCGACUACUUUGUCCCCGGCGCCGCUGACUGGUACGCCCGCUCCUCGGCCGGCGCCGUCCAGCUCGAGGUCGACGCCGACGCGUCCGCCUUUUACCGCAUGCCGAGCCCAUCCACCUCGUACGGCUACGAGCGCGGCCUGUCCAGCGAGGCCCACCGCGCCUACAUCGACGACGCCCUGGCCGCCUACGCCGCCGCCGCCGGCCAGCCCGUGCCCCGGGGCGCGGACGUGCUCUAUAUCGUCGCCACGCGCAACGCCACCGCCAUCUCCUUCUCGCCCACGUACAUGGGCGACGUGGGUGCCCCCGGCGGAGCGCCCGACGAGCCGCCGGUGGCCCACAAGGCCGUUACGUACGGGCUCGACUCGUACACAAAGUGGGGCUUCAAGGUCGUCAACCACGAGACGGGCCACGCGCUGUGCCUGCCCGACUACUACGCCUACGACACGGCCAGCGGCGCGCCCGACCAGCACCGCUUCGUCGGCGGCUGGAGCCUCAUGGGCUACAUCUCCGGGCCCGCCCCGGACUACUUUGCCUGGGACAAGUGGCGGCUCGGCUGGCUGCCCGACGCGGCGAUCGACUGCGUCGCCCUGUCCUCAGACGUUCCUUCAGCAACAGCAACAACCCACGUCCUGACCUCGCUCGGCAGCGGCGACGGCACCAGCGGCACGCGGGCCGUGGUAGUGGUGGUGGCCAACGGCACAGUGGCGCUGGUGGCCGAGGCGCGCGGCGCAGAGGGGCUCGACGCCGAGACGUGCGCGCCGGGCGUGCUGUUGUACACGGUCGACACCACCGUCGCGACGGGCGAGGGCCCCGCGCGCGUGCUGGACGCGAACCCAGGCUCCGGCGGCUGCGGCGGUCACGAGCUCAACGACGCCACCCUGUCGCUGGCCGGUGGUGCGAGCGAGUUCACGUAUGAAGGCUUCGGCGUCACGGUCCGGCUGGUCGCGCACGAGGGCGAGACGUACACGGUCGAGGUGGGAAGCAGUUCGUAG
This is a messenger RNA of Gaeumannomyces tritici R3-111a-1, 1318 nucleotides long. RefSeq lists its product as hypothetical. The transcript has a single exon. Gene Ontology annotation, biological process: proteolysis. Gene Ontology annotation, molecular function: peptidase activity. Bases 11 to 1318 code for a protein of 435 amino acids. The record is from RefSeq and is a predicted model, not a curated record. Lineage: Eukaryota; Fungi; Ascomycota; Sordariomycetes; Magnaporthales; Magnaporthaceae.